AUGGUGGAAGCGCUAAGUGAAGAUUUGAAGAUUUUUAGCAUUAAGAAUCUUUUACAUGACUGGCCAACAUUUAUAAAAAAGUGGACUUAUUUUUCAAAUAAUUUACUGAGCCUACGUAGAAAUUCAGUGAAGGAUAACUACGGUAAAGACUUAUUGAAACAACUCGAUGUUGUACAACUCAGUGGAAAUGUUCCACGGACAAUAGCAUUCCUGUUCAAAGUUGUAUGGCAAACACUGACUCUGUUUUGGGCCAUAUUGGUGAAACGCAAAUCCAAUAUUGUUCUAUUUCAAAAUCCACCUGCGAUUCCAACACUCACUGUUUGCUGGUUUUACUGUGUGCUUGUCAAUGCAAAAUUUAUAAUAGACUGGCAUAAUUAUGCAUACUCAAUACUUGCCCUAGCUUUGGGUUCUAAUGCACCCCUGGUAAAACUCUCCUUAUUCUACGAGCACACUUUUGGCAGACUGGCUGAUUUUAAUCUAUGUGUUACCAAAGCAAUGAAAGAUGACCUGCAUAAUAAAUGGAAUAUCGAAGCAACGGCCCUGUAUGAUCGCCCAGGACCACAGUUUAAAACAAUUACAUUAUUUGAAAAACAUAAUUUACUUGAAAAAAUGAAUUUAAAUGAUUUUACUGAGCUAUCAGAAUCUGGAGAGGUGCAAUUAAAACCCGACCGACCUAGUCUACUUGUAUCCAGUACUAGCUGGACCCCAGAUGAAGAUUUUUCGAUUCUAUUGAAAGCUCUACAAAAAUACGAUGAAAGUAAUGAUAUCUACCCAAAACUAAUUUGUAUUAUCACCGGGCGAGGUCCAUUAAAGUGUCACUAUCAACAUAUGAUCUUAGAAUUGAAGUGGAAAAAAGUUUCAAUCAUUACACCUUGGCUUGAAAAUAAUGACUAUCCACUUAUUUUAGCGUGUGGUGAUCUUGGUGUAUGCUUACAUGUCUCCUCGAGCGGUUUGGACUUGCCUAUGAAAGUGAUUGAUAUGUACGGUGUUGGUUUACCUGUUUGUGCGUAUGAUUUCAAAUGCUUAAAUGAAUUGGUACGACACAAUGAAAAUGGUCUUGUAUUCUCCAAUGAAAAUCAACUUGCAUUGCACAUUAUGACGUGGUUUUAAAACUAUCCUAGAUUUUGCAAAGAAAUUGAUAAUUUUAGGGCGAUAGAUUGGCAUACAAACUGGAUGAUAAACGCGUAUCCAAUUUUUUCGAACAACGAUAAAUAA
Messenger RNA from Metopolophium dirhodum (rose-grain aphid), 1215 nucleotides. RefSeq names its product chitobiosyldiphosphodolichol beta-mannosyltransferase-like. Lineage: Eukaryota; Metazoa; Arthropoda; Insecta; Hemiptera; Aphididae. Gene Ontology annotation, cellular component: endoplasmic reticulum. The record is from RefSeq and is a predicted model, not a curated record. Gene Ontology annotation, molecular function: mannosyltransferase activity.